UGUCUCUGGCCUGUGGUGACUUGGUGCCUGCCCGCGUUAGAAAGGCCUUCCCGUGGCGCCGGCCCCAGCGCGCUGCUGGCAGCCGAGCCUGGAAUCUGCGAGCUGUGCUAGCGCUGCAGGCCAGAGCUGCGGUAGAGACCUCAAAGGAUGCUGAGCUGCGACUUUUGAGUACCAGGGCAAACUGAAACAUGACUGAUACAGAUGAAUCCCAGGCUUCUGGCUCUGAUUACCCUGAUGCCCAAGAGCUGAUCAGCCAUCAGCAGGAGCCAUCUGAGGUGUGUUCAUGGCAAAGAAGUACAGGAGCAGAGCGGUCAAGGCAGAAGGUGGCUGCUUCUGGGGAGUCUUCAGACCAUCCUAACAGCAUGUGUAAAUCAUCAGCUGCUUCAACUGAGGUUUUACUGAUCAGCAGUGAUUCAGAAAGUGAUGUCUCUGCUGCUCGUCCUGAGUGCUCCAUUGCACCUUCAAAGCAGAAAAGGCAAUCUCAAUCUUCAAGGCAGCAAGCUGAAUCUGUUACACGAGUACCUGACAAUGAAAGCUCCUCAGACUCUUCACUGUCUCCUCAAAGUCCAGGGAAGCCAUUAGAAGUUUCCAAGCAGCAGAAGUCCAAGUUCAAUUUGAAGGCCAUUUUUGCCUAUCACUUCAGGGGAAGAAAGUUCAAAGCCGCUGCACACCGAAAAUACAAAAUUCAUGCACGGAAGAGGAAAAAAAAGUAUGAGAGCACGCAGAUGCCCACAGGGAGGCCCCCACUGACAGCCUCACCUCAGGAACAAAAGAGGAGGCUUCUAGACAGAGGUGUUCAAUUUCCUUUUGUUGAAAAACAUUAUGGAGAGAAACAUAUUCCCUUAAAGAUGGUUCUUGGCUAUGAGCAAGCGGCUGCAAAGGGCUAUUUCAAGUAUAUUGAAGUGCUUAAAUAUGAAGAGCAUCUUAAAAAAGCUUUAAAAGCCCUUCAGGCCAGCGAUGACUUAGAAAAAGAGUGUAUGGUGUUACGGAAACACAAAUAUUUAGAUGAUGAAGGCCCCAUUUCCCCUAUUCAGGAGACAGAUGAUGAUGAGGACAGCUUGAAUUCUGAUACUCAGGAACAACUUGAUGCCAGAGUAGUGGAGAACAGCUCUUUCAUUCUAAGCAGCACAAUUCCCAAGAAAAAAAAGUCAAAGCCAGGAAGAAAGCAUGCAAAACCACCUGAAGUGAUUGAAAUAGUGGAUGAAGAAGAUGGUGCUGAAGAGAACUCUGUGCCUCUGCAAGGCUCACCUCGGUGAACAGCAGAUGGACAAAUGAGGUGUCAGUGGUCAUUCUUCAGAUACCUUUUCAUGGGCCUGUUUGGUUUAAAACAUUGAUCUGGAGUUCAGCUCUCCACCCAGCUGCCUAGGCACAUUUGGCCUACUUUCAUGUUGUUUUUGGAAGAUGAAAUACCUCUUGGUUUUCUUGCUGCAUAAGCUACCUGUCUCUAGGACUGGAAAGCAUGGUAACUGUCAGCUUCUGCUGCUGCUAACAAUGAGCACACUCACACUGCAGCAGCAGUUGUAACUACUUGGGGAUCUCUUGAGUUCUUAUGGCUGUUUGCUGACCUUAUUCACAAAUCCUUUACUUUAGUGGACCUCUGUGCAGCAUGGUAGCAAAAGAGGGGCGUUCCUGUGGAUGUGUGGAAGAGAUUGGAAAGCCUCUACUCAGGUGAAGUGCACCUGAUGUCCAGUCUGAACUAGCAUCUUGGUACUUGGAGAUAAGUGAAGAAGAAAGAUGCAGGCUGCUAUUUCAAGGAAGUCUGAAGCUGCUUCAGGGGUUGCUUUAGGAUACAGAAUGGACUGCCCUGAGUUAAAAAGAUAUAAGCAAUUUGUUUGACAGGGUCUGCCAGCAAGUUGCUGCGUGUCAGAGGGAUGAGAAACACCACGUAGGAGCUACCUGAGUGUGAAGAUCCUGCUGAUGUUGCUGCAAGCCUGCUCCAAAGAACUGCACAGCUGUUCCAAAUGAAGAACCUUCUCGAGAGUGUUUAUUGCAUUUUUUUGAAUUAAACAUUCAUUUUAACUUGC
Haemorhous mexicanus (house finch) is the source of this 2024-nucleotide messenger RNA. It is a transcript of the gene TAF1D, whose product is annotated as TATA-box binding protein associated factor, RNA polymerase I subunit D. The record is from RefSeq and is a predicted model, not a curated record. The transcript is spliced from 16 exons. Bases 189 to 1256 code for a protein of 355 amino acids. Gene Ontology annotation, cellular component: nucleoplasm; nucleus; RNA polymerase transcription factor SL1 complex. Lineage: Eukaryota; Metazoa; Chordata; Aves; Passeriformes; Fringillidae. Gene Ontology annotation, biological process: regulation of DNA-templated transcription.